CCCCGCCUGUUGUCACCCCAAACAUCUAUUUACACACAACGCACACUUGAAUCUGCUCGCCUGCGCUGCCCUCGGAAAAGUCUGCCAUCAUAACAGUAAACACUGCAGGCAUCAUGGCCACCCCGGCCGACCCAAGCUUCCCAUGUUUGCUGUAAGGCCCUUUUUUUCUUCCUACUUAUGGAUGAUAUUUGCCCCUGCCGCUCUCGUGGCAAAGCCAGGCGCUGAUCUAAACAAAGGACAAUCGAUUUGCCCCUCCCGACUGCUCGAUUGGCAUCAGCGGCACUGCAAGCUCUGCGUGUUGAUAAAGAACUUUCCCCUCUAGUCAGCCGAUCAUUCUCUACUAUCGCUUCGAGCGCCUCGCAUUCCUCUGAAGAGUCUGUGCUGCGCACCGAAUACAAAGCCACGACGAAUAGAAUGUUGAGAGUCGCUGUCAAUGGUUUUAUGGAGAGCUUGAGUGUGGUCCUGGGAGUGAUGGAAGAGCUGGACGUUGAUGUUCUCGAGCCUGGAGUGGUCAAGGAAUGAGGAGAGGCUUGAUAUGCAAUGGUUCAACCAAUCGUUCUUCAACGAUACCUACAAAGGAUGACGAGGUUCUAUGACUUAUGGUGAAGGCUACAAACAGAGCCACCUCCCGAAGCAAUCUUGCUGAAAUCCAAGUGGAUCCCCUCCCAAGCUUCCGAUAUUCAAGUUUGAACGGACAUUCAGAAAAUUCCAUCAACUAUCUCAAUAUCAGAUAAGCACAUUCGGUUUAUUUUUUACAAAGUAUUAUUCGGUCCCUUUGUUCUUCCUCGACGACUUCUUUACAAUCAAUGCAGAAGAACCCCAAAUCGAGUUCCUGAAUAGACCUCAGUGCCUGCCACGGAUAUAUACAUUGCCCGUCCGCUAGAGCGAUAAUUUUCGCAAUACAAUGUGUCUAGUAACACAGCUGCAAUAGUCGACCUUCACACCAUGCAUAGUAACCCUCUCCUCGCAAAUAAUUAGCACCAAAAUAAUUCCAGGUAUAUUAAUCCCCCAAACUCCAAACACCAAACUGGCCCAGUCCCAAAACAUCCUCUAGACAGAUUCCUUUAACCGCUUUUCUGCUUCCUCGGCUCUCUUUUGCGCAUCCGCGAGGUCGUUUUUCAGUUGCUUGAUAUAUUCAAUGGCUUGCUCCACUGUGCUUGCUUUACUAUUCGCACUCUGGGCACCUCCCUUCGCAUUGCUACUAGGUUCAUUGCCUUCUUCAGCCUCUCCACUUCCGCUUUUCUCCCCGGAGCUUUCUUUUGAACCUCGUGGUAAUAAAGUAGCAAUCUCCUGCAGAGCGGAAUUGAUGCGGUUCCGUCUGCCUUGUUCGGCAAUUUUAUGUGAUGUACGCUUCGAGGUUAAAUUUGUUGAUAAUUCCGAAGGGUACGUGACUCCUGGUAAAUGCGUACCCUCGAGGAUGUUCUGAUAAUUCGACUUCGACGCCAACAGAAGAGACGCGGUGUUCUCGGAUAACGUCCCAGAACCCGGCAUUAAGGGUUUAAUACUGGGUGAGAUUCGAGGAAGGAGGGCUGGGGACGCCAGAACUGAGGAACCAGCUCGUUUCUUAAUUGAACGUCCUCCACUCUGCGUUGGUCUCUUUGUGGCACCACCUCCAUUCAUAGAGUCAAUUUGAGGACUUGAACUUGCGGACGUAGUGUUUCUUGGUCUUGCAGUAACCGAAGAGGGUAGUGGUUGAAAUCCAGGAGUUUUAGCACCGUUGGAGUUUAAAGUUGGAGUCAUUUGACCGUCCGAUUGAGUAUUCAAGGGAACAAGUUGUGGUCGAGUGGUAUUGGCGGCUUCUGGUAGGGCAAAGCUAUCCAUGGCCGGGUCAUCGAGAUCCAUAGUAUGGCUGUCUGAGGGUUCAUUUACUUGGGGUGACUGCGUGAGUCUCAUCAAAGACGCAGGAGUAGCCGGUGAGCCCAGGACAAGACGUUUGUUCCUCGGGUCAUCUUUUUGGGCUGGAAUAUAUGGUGACCUCGUAUGCGAUCCGGGGGUAGGAACUGGAGGCGGUGCCAUGUCGGAAAGAUGCUCUGGAGAAAUGGAGCUAUUCUCAGAUUCCUCCGUACUUGGAGCUGAACGAGAACAGCUGAGUUCUUUAGAAGGGAUUGGAAAAUGUGACGGCUCCAGAAUCUCCCCCAGGGCUUGAUUAACAAUAGGCCCCCUUUUUGAUCGUUUUGGCUUCACAAUAGGCGAUUGACGUAUCGCGCGGGUUGCCCGAGCUUUGGGUACCGCUUUCUUGUUUGUUUUCUUUGCCAAGACACCAGAACCGGUUGAGGCAGAAUUUGAUUCCAUAUUCAUAUCAAUCGGGGAGUUAGUGGUAGCAGAUAGUCGUUGGUCAUA
Molecule: messenger RNA, 2340 nt
Organism: Hymenoscyphus albidus
Lineage: Eukaryota; Fungi; Ascomycota; Leotiomycetes; Helotiales; Helotiaceae
Source: the annotation of a GenBank genome assembly